Molecule: messenger RNA, 1269 nt
Organism: Tripterygium wilfordii
Lineage: Eukaryota; Viridiplantae; Streptophyta; Magnoliopsida; Celastrales; Celastraceae
Product: soluble inorganic pyrophosphatase 6, chloroplastic-like
Exons: 6
Coding region: 52-936 (294 amino acids)
Biological process (GO): phosphate-containing compound metabolic process
Cellular component (GO): cytoplasm
Molecular function (GO): inorganic diphosphate phosphatase activity; magnesium ion binding
Source: RefSeq, a predicted model, not a curated record
GUGGCUCAAACUCCAAAAAAACAGCGAUAGAAUCACUCUCUCACAGCAGCAAUGGCGGCCACUAUAGUGAUAGCGGGUGCAGGCAGCGCCACCUCUUGUUUGCUGCUAAAGACGCCGUUCGGUUUCAAGCAAAGACUAUGCAGCAAUGUUCUCCAAUUGAAUUACCAGAAAGUGUUGCCGUCAAAGAGACUAUUCACUUGUAACGCUAUACACAGACCGGAAGUCUUACAGGUCACAGAGGAGGGCCAAUCCGAAACCCUAGAUUACAGAGUUUUCUUCGUUGAAAAUUCUGGCAAGAAGGUUUCUCCUUGGCAUGACAUACCACUGUAUGCAGCCGAUGGCUUGCUCAACUUUAUUGUGGAAAUACCUAAGGAAUCUAGUGCAAAAAUGGAGGUUGCUACCGAUGAGCCAUACACCCCCAUUAAGCAGGACACAAAGAAAGGAAAACUAAGAUACUAUCCUUACAAUAUCAAUUGGAACUAUGGAUUGCUCCCACAAACAUGGGAAGACCCAUCUCUUGCAAACUCUGAAGUUGAAGGGGCGCUUGGAGAUAAUGAUCCAGUUGAUGUUGUUGAGAUUGGUGAAAGACAAAGAAAGAUAGGUGAAGUUCUUAAGGUCAAGCCCCUUGCUGCUCUGGCCAUGAUUGAUGAAGGAGAACUUGACUGGAAAAUAGUUACGAUUUCAGUGGAUGAUCCAAAGGCUUCUCUUGUGAAUGGCAUUGAUGAUGUCGAGAAGCACUUCCCGGGCACUCUUACUGCAAUCAGAGAUUGGUUUAGAGACUACAAGAUUCCUGAUGGGAAGCCUGCGAAUAAGUUCGGCCUUGGCAACAAGGCAGCAAAUGAGGAAUAUGCUCGAAAGGUCAUCAAGGAGACUCAUGAGUCCUGGAGCAAACUUGUUUUGAGAAAGAUACCUGGUGUAGAGCUUUCUCUGGCAUAGAUGCCCAAGUCUUGAACAGAGUUGUGCCUGCCAGUACUCUUGUUUGUCAAAGUUCUCCAUUGUGGGGAGCAAGGUCGGGCAAUAUAUAUAUAUAUAUAUAUAUAUAUAUAUAUAUAUAUGACAAUUGUGCCCCCAUUUCAUAAAGAAUGUUUAAAUUUUGCUAUGAUUUGAUGACAAAAUGAUUUAGAGUUGAUGGGUUUUGUACUCUGAUAACUGUUUUGAUGCUUAAGAUACAAAGCUAUACACAAUAUAUUGCCCAUAUGGUAAGAAAAAACAAAAGUAUAUGCAAAUAAAACACAGGAAGAGAUUAUCAAGAAAAUUAAAAGAAAAAAA